AUCGCAGCAGCAAAGCGGAUAUUGAGCUGGGAGCUCAAACAGAGCAUGCAGAUGGAAGUCAAUGCCGUUAGCAGGUCUGUCUCGGAGCUGUCGGAGGCUGUGGUGCGCCUGGAGGCGGUUUCAUCCGCGCCUGCUAAUCCAGCUACCAGCUCGGCGGUGAGCCGUCUCGGAGAGGAGCUUCAGAAGAGAGUGUGGCAAAAGUUGGAGAGCAAGAUCCAUGAGAUUGUGGACGGUGCUCUGUCGAGGGCUUCAACAAGAGCAGGCAAGACAGCUUCACAUCCAUUAGAGGCCUAUGGAUUCGAAGAUUUCGAUCUCAAUGGCGACGGGAUAGUCACCAGAGAUAUCUUCGAAGAGGCUCGCAAGAAGAUCAUGGCAGGUCACUUGGAGGAGCCGAGGAAGGCCACUGCUACCUGCGAGCCCCCAACCCUCUCAAGGCCCUCAGAGCCAAAAGCCACAAAAAGCCUCCUGCGAUACCUCUACUCGCGCGCCGCUCCACGCCUGAAAACGCUGGAGAACCACGCAGCCACGCGCUUCGUGGUCGGGCGCUUGUUGAGCAGAGGCCUGCAGAGAGCGCUCAUGCUCGGACCUGCGCCGGAUGCUUUGGCUGAAGCAAAGCGAGACAUCGCAGCCAUUCGAGCGUCCAGGUUGCGGAUCGAAGAUGCGACGCGGAAGGCGGAAGAGUUAGUUCAUGCGGCUUCAACCAGGGUGCAGGCCGCGGCGCGUGGGCGACUGGUCCGUCGCGAGAAGGAUCUGGUGAAGAAAAGCACAAUCACACUUCAGCGGGCCCUCCGUCGGCUGAAGCUCCGAAGACAAGGCAAGAAGGUCGACUUUUCUGCGGUGGUCGCGGCCGCAACAGAACAGCGGAAGGAAUGGGCCAUGGAGUUCGAAAGAGUCGCUCUCGAUGGCACCCUGGAGGAGCACGCCUUCAUAGAAGCUUUGCUCCGAUCUUCCCCGACGAAGGUGUCUCAGGUGCAGGCCGAAAAGUUGUGGGCGGGCUUCCUGGAGCACAGUGAAGUCCCGGGGCCCAUGGCAAUCUCCACUUUCUGGGCCAUCUGUGAGGCGGUGGAGCAAGGCGACGAACUGGCGGCCGACUUUGCAGACAUACCGGUGGAGGAGUAUGCUUCCUAUGGCUGCCAAGCAACUCCCCAAUCCGAAGAACAGAUGCGUGCGGCGCAGAGAAUCCAAGCCGCGCAGCGGGGUCGUCAAGCCCGGCG
Molecule: messenger RNA, 1214 nt
Organism: Symbiodinium necroappetens
Lineage: Eukaryota; Dinophyceae; Suessiales; Symbiodiniaceae
Source: the annotation of a GenBank genome assembly